AUGACUCCGCCGCAAAUGACACUCAACUUCAAUCCUACGAAACCACGAUUGCGAAUCACACUCAACUUCAACCCUGCGGAACCAAGAUCACAACCACCACUCUUAAGGAUGCCCCUCACUCCACGCCAAGAACACCACACGGAAGAUGGAGGUCAUCAGGACGGUUAUUGGCAGGGCCCCAGUUGGGUGUUCCCUCUCGGUAUCGUGCUUCCUGUCGUAGUCAUCGGGAUUGUAAUUACGAUUCUGGACUGCAAAUAUGGAUGCUUUUUCUCUAAAACGCGUGCAACGAGCGCCUCGCGUGUCCAUCCUUUUCGAGGGCUCGUCCAGGCUUCGAAUGUGAACAGUUCGACUGCCAUAACUCCAAAUGGCUCUCUUGCAUCUUCUGAUUCUACCCCUCCACCUACCUAUUCACCGCCGCUCACCUCGUCCGGAACACACGGCCGCCUCUCCAUCCCUCUUCAAGUCUACGUUUCACGUACGCGGAAACCUGCUGCGCUAUAUCAGGGAGACGCUGCACCCAUCACCCGUGGCUCUGUUCAAUCUGGGCACUCAGGUCAAGCCCGGUCGGCCCUUCAUCACCAAGAUUCCGCGGAUUCGCUCCCCCGUUACGAGGAGGCUCCUUCUUAUACGUCAUUUGGUGCUACUGAUCUAAACUAG
Molecule: messenger RNA, 657 nt
Organism: Plenodomus lingam JN3
Lineage: Eukaryota; Fungi; Ascomycota; Dothideomycetes; Pleosporales; Leptosphaeriaceae
Source: RefSeq, a predicted model, not a curated record